GAGUGAGAUGCAGUGGUGUUGAGGAAGAGCUCAAUGCCGUGUGUGCUGGAGGAUGAAGCGGAUGAGCUGGAUGAUCACAGUCAUUAACAGAAGAAUGAUGAAGAUCCUCAUCUCCCUCGCGCUCAUUACCUACAUCGCCUCUGUCUGGGGAACCUACACAAAUAUGAGGUCUCUACAGGAACACGGAGAAAUGAAGGUUGAGCAGAGGAUAGAUGAGGCAGUGGCACCUCUCAGGGAGAAGAUACGAGAACUUGAGCUUAGCUUUACCCAGAAGUACCCACCUGUGAAAUUCUUAUCUGAGAAGGACCGGAAGAGGAUUUUGAUCACUGGAGGGGCAGGAUUCGUAGGCUCACACCUCACUGAUAAGCUGAUGAUGGAUGGUCAUGAAGUGACAGUGGUGGAUAAUUUCUUCACUGGCCGCAAGCGCAAUGUAGAGCACUGGAUCGGCCAUGAGAACUUUGAGCUGAUCAAUCACGAUGUGGUGGAGCCUCUCUAUAUUGAAGUUGACCAGAUAUAUCAUUUGGCCUCGCCUGCAUCACCACCCAACUACAUGUAUAACCCUAUCAAGACACUGAAAACUAAUACUAUUGGUACUCUGAACAUGCUAGGAUUGGCCAAGCGAGUCGGAGCUCGUUUGCUCCUCGCCUCCACUUCAGAAGUGUAUGGAGACCCAGAGGUGCACCCCCAGAAUGAGGAAUACUGGGGUCAUGUGAACCCUAUUGGCCCCCGGGCCUGUUAUGAUGAAGGGAAACGUGUUGCUGAGACAAUGUGUUACGCCUACAUGAAACAGGAAGGAGUAGAGGUGAGAGUGGCUCGGAUCUUCAACACCUUCGGGUCUCGGAUGCACAUGAAUGAUGGGAGAGUGGUCAGUAAUUUCAUUCUGCAGGCUUUACAGGGAGAGCCACUGACGGUUUACGGUUCAGGUUCUCAGACAAGAGCUUUCCAGUAUGUGAGUGAUCUGGUGAAUGGCCUGGUGUCCCUGAUGAACAGUAACAUCAGUAGUCCAGUGAACCUGGGCAAUCCAGAGGAACACACUAUACUAGAGUUUGCACAGCUUAUUAAAAGUCUAGUUGUGAGCCGCAGUCAUAUUCAGUUCCUUCCAGAAGCACAGGAUGAUCCACAGAGAAGGCGGCCAGAUAUCCGCAAGGCCAAAAUGCUUCUGGGCUGGGAACCUGUGGUGCCACUGGAGGAAGGCUUGAACAAAACCAUCCAGUACUUCAGCCGAGAGCUGGAGCAUCAAGCCAACAAUCAGUAUAUACCCAAACCCAAAGCUGCGCGGAUGAAAAAAGGAAGACCCAGACACAACUGAUGAAUUGUUGAUCUCAGGGAUGCUGGGAUACUGAAGGACCUUAGACGUCCAGCAGCCAUUUUAUGGCUUGGGUUUCCCGCCUCCCGCUUUCAGAUCCAUCUUUUUGAGAAGAAAAAGAAGAAGAAGAAAAAAAGGAAUUUUUCUGAUGUUUUCCCAAAUGUUUUGAAAAGCAGCUCAGGCAGAGAGCUGUCUCUAAAGAGUUUGUUUUUCAGUCAAAUGUGCCUCAAAGAUAUCCGAUUUACAGACUUUGCCUUGCACUUUGGUUUGUCAGUCGUCUGUCUGUUAUUUAAAGCAAGCUUAGAUCUUCGUGUGCAUUUUUGUUGUGUGUUUACAUUCUGUGCCGUUUUAAUUGAUGUGAUCUAUUUUUUUUAUCGUUGUCAAAGCUAGCGUAGAAAAUUAUGGAAAUUAGCGAUUGCAAACUAUUUAAAGAUCUCGAAUGUCUGGUCUGGAGCAGGAAAUUUGAGGACACGGAUGAAAAAAAAAAAAGCUUUGGAAAAUGUUCUUUCUGCUUUAAACUUUGUGAUGAUUUUGAGCAAAAUCUGCUGUUAACUUUGUGAAACUUCAUACAGAACUUUGAACCUAUAAUUGAUUUCAGGUGAAAAUAUUUUAAUAAAAUAUUUACUGUGA
Carassius carassius (crucian carp) is the source of this 1936-nucleotide messenger RNA. RefSeq names its product UDP-glucuronic acid decarboxylase 1. Gene Ontology annotation, molecular function: UDP-glucuronate decarboxylase activity; NAD+ binding. Gene Ontology annotation, biological process: D-xylose metabolic process. Gene Ontology annotation, cellular component: cytoplasm. The coding region runs from base 53 to 1309 and encodes 418 amino acids. The transcript is spliced from 15 exons. Lineage: Eukaryota; Metazoa; Chordata; Actinopteri; Cypriniformes; Cyprinidae. The record is from RefSeq and is a predicted model, not a curated record.